Drosophila teissieri is the source of this 1230-nucleotide messenger RNA. RefSeq names its product succinate--CoA ligase [ADP/GDP-forming] subunit alpha, mitochondrial (gene Scsalpha2). Gene Ontology annotation, molecular function: succinate-CoA ligase (ADP-forming) activity; succinate-CoA ligase (GDP-forming) activity. Gene Ontology annotation, cellular component: succinate-CoA ligase complex (ADP-forming); mitochondrion. The record is from RefSeq and is a predicted model, not a curated record. Lineage: Eukaryota; Metazoa; Arthropoda; Insecta; Diptera; Drosophilidae. The coding region runs from base 134 to 1162 and encodes 342 amino acids. Gene Ontology annotation, biological process: tricarboxylic acid cycle. The transcript has a single exon.
AAUUUUACAGUUGAAGCCUGUCAUACGGUUAAUAGUUUCGGAAAGAACUCUAUUCCAAAUCAGGCCCCAAAAAUUAUAACAAUUUUUCGGCCCAAAACAAAUCCACCAGACAUCCAAGUCAUAAUUCCAUAAAAUGUCCCUAAAUCGAGGAAGCAAGGUGCUCCUGCGGGCGAUUACGCCCCAAAUUUUGAGGCGUGGCAAAGCGGACUAUAGCAAAACGAUUUGCAACCUGAAGAUCAACAAGCAAACAAAGGUUCUAGUGCAGGGAUUCACCGGCAAGCAGGCCACUUUCCACUCGGAGGAGUCCAUGAAGUACGGAACCAAUAUAGUUGGCGGUGUGAAUCCCAAAAAGGGCGGAACGGAGCAUCUGGGUAAGCCGGUUUUCAAAUCGGUGGCAGAAGCUGCCGAGAAGGUGAAGCCAGAUGCCACGGUGAUCUUUAUACCACCUCCAUCGGCUGCCGAGGGAAUUUGCUCGGCCAUCGAGAGUGAAAUAGGCCUGAUUGUGGCCAUCACCGAGGGUAUUCCCCAGGCGGAUAUGGUGAGGAUAUCGCAGAUGCUUAAUUGCCAGGAAAAAUCCCGCCUGCUGGGACCCAACUGCCCGGGAAUCAUCUCCCCGGAUCAGUGCAAAAUCGGAAUAAUGCCGGGACAUAUUCACAAGCGAGGAGUGGUGGGCAUAGUCUCGCGUUCAGGAACUCUGACCUACGAGUCCGUCCACCAGACCACCAACGUGGGAUUGGGUCAGGCACUUUGCAUUGGCCUCGGCGGAGAUCCCUUCAACGGAACCAGUUUCAUAGACGCCCUCAAAGUACUUCUGUCCGACAAGGAGAUCAAGGGCAUUGUCAUGAUUGGAGAGAUUGGUGGAUCCGCCGAGGAAGAGGCCGCCGAUUUCCUCAAGGAGAAGAACACAGGCUGCGAGGCCAAGCCAGUGGUUGGCUUCAUCGCAGGCCAGACUGCUCCACCGGGUCGCCGAAUGGGUCACGCCGGUGCCAUCAUUUCGGGUGGUAAAGGAGCGGCCAAGGACAAGGUGGCUGCCUUGGAGAAGGCGGGAGUUCGCAUGACCGCCAAUCCCUGCCACCUGGGCUCCUCGCUCCUCGAGGAAAUGAUUCGUCUGAAACUGGUGCCCAAGCUGAGCGAAAAAAAGUCCCAAGCUGGCAAGAAGUAGGAGAGGCGGGAUAACUUUAUAAUCCCAAUUAACUAAUUUUGUGCUCAUUAAAUUGCUAAAAUAUCUCA